AUGCAGACGUCACUAUCACCAUCGGUACUGAAUGAAGGCGAAUAUCCAGCGGUAGCGGCUAUGACCACCGGCUACGUUUUCAGGGUUGAAAAUCAAGCCACGGUGAUGUUCCUGCAGAGAGUGGCCAGAACUGGGCAUCUUGUGACUCUUGAUGCGACAUCUGAUGAUGCUCGCGCACUUGGUUCGAAAUAUCUCGGUCUGUUGCCACUUCUUCCGCUUGUGUUUCAAUUCGGACUCUUCAUAGGCCCUCUUGGAUCCAUGGUCCUCACGGCCGCCGUAAGCGCCUUCUUCCCGCCUCUUGAAGUCCUCUCACACAGCAGUCGCUGCGUUCCUGCGUUCCUUUUAGCCUGUGGCAUCAUGUCAGCGCACGUCGAUUGGUUUCUGCUUGGAAGUGUUGCGCUGCUCCUCUUAUCGCGAUUACUGUUGAUCGCGAGUCUUCGUGCAAGAACAGCACCAUCUUGGCAUGGAGCUUCGGAGCCAGGCGUAAAAGGAGAUAUGUUGAUCUUACUCUCACAGGACCGCUGGGUACGCUUGAGAGGCUUCGUUGAUGAUCUGAAAGCGGUAACUUCCGGCUCCUGGCUGCGUGAAGCCAAGUAUCCUGUUUUGAUGGAAGCACUUGAAUGGAUAUCUCGCAUCUUCGUCUACCUGGCGACCGUUGUACUGGGGAAUGCAGAUACGGAUAACACAGUUGUAUUGGUCCUAGGAUUACUCUUCGGUCAUGGUGUUUUGAUAUAUACAAACUUUCGGACGAAUGUCUUGAGACUUAAUGGGCGAAAGAUCAAGACGUCGGAAGGGGGAGCAAACGUUAAAAGCUACACACGGAGACUAGACCUUGCAAAUGAAUUGAUCAACGAGACAGGAAGGAGCGACUGGGCUGUUCGGCUCGGUAUGAUUAAUUUGGAUACAGCGCUCAGCAGAACUAGUCCGGAUCCAGCACAUGAAAUAGUGACAAUGUGA
Exophiala bonariae is the source of this 957-nucleotide messenger RNA. RefSeq lists its product as uncharacterized. The transcript has a single exon. Bases 1 to 957 code for a protein of 318 amino acids. The record is from RefSeq and is a predicted model, not a curated record. NCBI's taxonomy places the organism in Eukaryota, Fungi, Ascomycota, Eurotiomycetes, Chaetothyriales, Herpotrichiellaceae.